UCCAUGCCCAUUCAGUUUAUAUGGAUGACGUAUGUCGACUUAUCGUGUUAGUCUCUGAUUGGAUUUACAUCCGAGAGCGUCAUCUCACCAAGACAAUUGACUACUCAUUCGGGCCAAGUUCCACGUCUCGUCUUGAUGACUGAAGCCAAACUCUCGAGAGGAUUCUUGGGACCAUACUCACAGUCGGUGCGAUUACAGGAGAUAAAGAAUGCCGAAUUAGUGGACUAGAAACCCCAAAGCUUUCUUGGCCAGCUGCAUUAUCCUUGCACGUGGACGUGAUUUGUGUCGUUUUAGAAUUUAGACUGGAGAUCAUGCGCAUCAAUAUUUAUAAUUUAUGGGCUGAUUGCCGAAUUCAAGCUCAAGUUUGGUGCGGCACAAACGAUAGGACCACCGCCAAGCCCGCGAAAACCAGCAGUGUUUGAUUCUGUAAGAGUGAGAAGGUAGCACAAGGAACCCAUUUGGAGGGUGGGUGUGGGUGAAUCUUUUUUGACUUUGUAGGUGCCUCGAAAGCAGCGGAAUGUCGGAUAUUCAAAACUCAAAAGUGAAGCCUAGAGAAAAAAAACGUUGUUUCACAUUGCAGUCUAUGCACGAAUUCCAAUACUGGAACAAACUAGUUAUGUUGGCUCGCCAGGGCAAAAAAAAAAAAAAUUAUAUAGGUACUGAUGAUAUUGAGAUGGGGGAGAUUCAAAAAAGGCAUUUGCCUCCGCUGGGCUUUGAAAUUCAAAAAAGGGCUUUGAAGGGUGAGUGGAGCGAAGAUAAAAGCGAAAAAGCCAGUCAGCCAGCAACAACCAGCGAGCAAAGUGAGCAGCGAGGAGUUUUGAGGCCUAGGCGUCAUCUGUACAUUAUGACCCAACUUUCAGGUCAUUAUUAUUAACCGAAGAAAACGAUUGUUGAACACCAUAUUUUAUUUAUUUAUCUUCGCUGGAUAAUGGAGUUCUACAUUUCAAAACGAUACUUUGUCUACAUGUGAAUCGCUAUCAGG
Prosopis cineraria is the source of this 982-nucleotide messenger RNA. RefSeq lists its product as uncharacterized. Bases 518 to 874 code for a protein of 118 amino acids. The record is from RefSeq and is a predicted model, not a curated record. The transcript is spliced from 3 exons. Lineage: Eukaryota; Viridiplantae; Streptophyta; Magnoliopsida; Fabales; Fabaceae.